AUGGCGGUGGUUCUGCAGCACAAAGCUGCACAGAAUGUUAAACAACCGCCUUCCACGUUUUAUACCGGCAAGAAAAAUCCAGUGAUUGCAGCGUUUGAAGAUGAGUGCAAGUUGUUUAUCCAGUUUAUGAAAAGGAAGGUCUCACCGACCUACGUAAGAAAGGAUGACGAGGCUUGUUCUCGAGCUGCAGAUUCUAUGUUCGCACUGUGGAACAAAUAUGAGGAACGUUUGCCACGUAUGUUGUAUCUCACAAGGCUUAUUGAAAUGGGAGAUUUCUUGGUUUCUGUCAAAGAAUAUGACAUGGCACUUUGGCAGUGUUUUGGAAGAUAUUUACAGCAGUUCGGUGAUCGUCAGAUAGAAGACAUCACAGACAUCGAAACUGUCAAAGAUCUUUUCUUUCCUGAUGGGAUGGAAACUAAACAUGCAAGCCUAACAUUCCGUGCAUUGUAUGGUAAGAGCAUCUGCAACUAUCAAGUGGUCUUGCUCAUCGAUUCACAACUGCAGAACAUAGAGUCAGUUACCCAGUGCAUCAAGAUUUUGGCAUUUCUCCGGCUUAUCACCCAGGUGGUGUUGCCUAGGGAACCACUGUGUUGGCUGGUGUAUAAUGGUACCAUUCAUAUCUACAGCGUUUCCAGGCAUUUAAUGACAUUAGGACACUCAGCACAGGUGUUGGAGUAUCUGUUGUGGGCGUGUAUGUGCAUGGAGAGCUCCAUACCUCUGCUGAGUCUCAAGUAUUUGUUGUGGAGAACCACUUUGUACACUGCUGUGUGUCAGUGUUAUUAUGAUUCUAAAGCACCACAACAUGCUGAGAUGUUUGCGAGGAGAGCUCUGAAUAAGAUCAAUGAAUUGAGUCAGUUGGAAAAGAUUAGCUCUGCACCUGGAAGCUUAGAAUGUGAAUCGAUCUUCAGACAAGCUGCUGUAAAGGUCGGAGUGAUGGUCUACAAACGUGCUGUCUUUGAUACAAGAAAGAAACCAAAGGGUCUACUCAGACCUAAGACGAGAAGUAAUUUGAAGGAUUUUCAGUCUCAUGUCGGUGGUCGUAAUGCCCCUACCAUAAUUAUUGCGAAUGACGGCCGUCUUGUCUGGCGUAAGACUGCUAAACAGAGGCGAGACGAGCUUGUGAAAAAGCAUGGGAACCUCCCCUGGCCCCGCACUCCAGCUGAGAAACUCUUGGCCGACAUGUUUGAGGGCAGUGCGGCACAAUUCCUAGCUAUCUUGGAGACCAUCGCGGAUAGCACUCGCCGUAUGCUACUGACUGGUCCUGCUGCUCCUGAUUCAGAUGACCAUAUAUUGGACGUCUUCUCAGAACUGUUUUUUGCUGGUGUAGAACUUAUUUCAGGGGGAGGUGGCCACUCACCUCGCAGUCCCCAGCAAGCGACCGAACCUACUCUGUUGGGACUCGCAGAAAGUAGAAGAAGUCUGAUUGAAAUGGCAACGCGAGGAGAAGAUGGGAUAUCGUUACACAGUGUGGUCAAGUUUAUAAAAUGGUCAUAUAAUUAUGAACAGUGGGAUACCUUUGAUGCCUUAGUAGAGCUGGCAUUGGAGCAUAUUAAAGAAAUGCAAGAUCCAUAUUACGCAGCUGACGAGAAAGCCCUGGAAAUCUUACUAGCGAUGGAACCAUUGAAUCCUAGCAGAAAAUACAAGAAGACUGUCUCACAUGCCGAUGAGAGUAGUCAGAGUGAGAUCGGCCUACCACCACCUCCUACUCAAGCGUCUCAGAAAUCUGUAAUUGUGUCGCAUCAUGAUGAUAUGAUUAACUUAGCUGAGUUACUCAAUUCAUGCGUACAUGAUCCUGUAGGGGUUACUGUUGAUAGAGACAUGAUUGUUGAUGCUACCUUAUUUUUGUGGAAUAAGUGCAAAAACACAUUUCAGAAAUUCCAGACUGGUGCUUCUGAUAGCGGUAAAUACUUACAACGAAUGGACAACCCUGGAAAGUGGGUGCAUAUUCUCAGCAUAGUGCAUGAAGUGAUGUAUUGGUGUGGUAUAUCUCUGGUAGACCCUGCGGUUACCGCCGAGGUGGCUCUGAGGCUGGCACUGGUGUUGGAAAACAAUGCCAGUACUGACACACCAGAACGAGCACAGUCUGGGAAAGGUAAAAGUAAAAGUGGUGUUGGUGACUCAGCUUCCAUGACUGGUAGGAUGUCAGCUGAUAUGGAUGAGCAGUCAGUCUCCUCAGGUGCUGCUAAAGACUCUGCAGGUGGCAAGUCCCCAACUAAGAGCAUCACCAGUGAAGGUAGAGACACAGGUAGACCACCCACAUCAAUGUAUUCUUUAACUAUCUUACAACAAUCAGCCAAAGAUCAACUUCUGCUGGCAAGAGAUAUACUAGAGAGGGCUUUACAAGGUAUUUCUGAUGCUCGGGCGGCUGUGGCUUUGACCGAUGGUAAAUCUAUUGCUGAUGUUGGGUGGGUCAAGGAACUUCGUGAUCAUUUGAACGUCUGUAUGGAUUCUGAAGAUAAAGAUACAUCCACGGAGAAGAUUCCGGAUGAUCCAGAUGCCGUGCGUAACCUAAUCAUGGAUCUGCACAUGGAACUUUUGUUCAUGUAUCACCGUGUGUGUCUAAAAUUAGCCGCCAUGAAAAGUGCAGAGUCAGAUUCCAAGUCUAAGAAGUCCAGAAAAGGCAAAGAGAUAUCAAGCGACUCAAGUAGUUAUAUUGAGAAUGUUGAUGAGCUUUCUAACAGAUGUAACAAGAAUCUCAUAUCUAAAGCUUUGUUCUACAUGCAGAAGGCUUUAAGUGCCUUCCGAGAUGGUGCCUCUUCCAAAGAACUACAACCAACAUUACAGGAGGCGAUGAAUCUAAUAACAAAGGCUCAAGAUCAAGAAUACAAAUUGUUUACUCAGAAUACAGAACCUGGCGUGGUACGGGAGUCUGGUGCACCUCCUGCGCCGUUGUUGCUCUGUAGAACUGACUCCAUGAUGGUUUUCAAGCCUGCUCCCUUUAAUCCUGCAGAAAAGGUUGCUUGGUACCGCUUGUUUGCUCGUACUGCUAGUGGUAGUAACGUCAAAGUCCGUCUCAAUGAUUACUUCCUACCCGGCACUGGAAAUCAGGUGCCAGCAUAUGACUGUGAGUUGUCUGUAUCUGGUCUCUCACCCAGUGAGAGAUACGUCUUUGCAGUAGCAGCAUACACAUCAGAUGGUAAACUGAUUGGUGAUAGUAUUGGUGAUACAAGUAAGCCCAUACUAGCCUCUCAUCCAUUGCCUGUGCUCAUGGCAUGGGCUUUUCUCAGUCAGGCCGCAUAUCAAGUACAGUGUUACUCCAUAGCUCAGACUGCGUGUGAUGUUCUAUGGCAGCAUUUUGUUGCCCCAGCACCCCCACAAAAUGCUGAGGUGACAAUAGACACGGCAAAACAGGACUUUAGGCUCACUUUAAAGAAGUUGAACUAUUACACUGUGUCCGUAUCUUCACCUGUGUUACUACGGAUGUGUCUUGGUGGUAUAUUUAUUAACGUGGAUGUCAGUGCUAGGGAUGGGGCAUUAUUCAGUGAUAAAUUAUGCGAUCAAGGUCCUUAUUACCCAGGACAGCUUGGGCGACUUGGUCAGUGUGAGCGUAUGCUGGUCGCUAUUGAGCUGGCAGGCUGGUUGAAUGAAUCUAACAUGGCGUUGCAAGCAGUUGUACAGUGUUAUGGAUUAUUGGCACCUAUGCUACAUUAUAAAAUACCAUCUAUUCCAACUCUUCAGGUAUUAAUGCGAUGCCAAGCUGUCCUCAACGAAAUCCCCAUCAGUUUACGUAUUCGCCGUCAGGUCAGCAUCAAUGACAGUCUACACCACAUGAUAGCUACUAUUACUUACUAUUUAACUAAAAUAUUGAGAACCACAUGGAAACAAAGACACGUCGCCAAUAACAUUGUGGAAAUGGGCAAAAAGAUGCUAAAAGAAGCCACCAAGGAGAAAGAUGGUCAAGGGAAGGAAGUUGCUGCUGUGGAUACUGUGGAUAGUGUUGAUGCACUUGGGGGAGCACAAGCUUCUAAGAAGAAACGACCAAGGCGACAAGGACAGAUGACUUAUAACAUAGAGGGCCCUCAGAAUGAGGAACUCAGAGCCCUGGAAGCUCACAUGUUGAAGUUAUCAAAAAUGGCUCAAAGUACAGAUGAUUUGACUGGUUCUGAAGAUCCCAAUCUACUACAUGCAUACAUUGCUGCCUUGCCAAGUAGACAUGCUUACAAAGAAGUCAGUAAGUUCAGAAGACGUACUCGAUUCUUAGAAUUCCUUGUAUUGGUUGUACAAAAAGCACUAUCAGAGUCACAAAUAGACGUGGCUAUUGAAUGGUGUGAUGAAACACUUGAGUGGUUGCACAGACGUAAUGAGACCUUAUCUGCUAUAAAAGCCACUCUUUCAAAGCAGCCUGGUGCUGUCACAGUCGCGGGUGAUGAUCCGAAGAAAUUUGCAGCAGCUGUAGUGGAAUAUAAUAAGAAUAAACCCCAGGAGAGAUCGCCUGAGUCGAAGUCUCCUAGGAAAAAAAAGAAAAAGUAUCAGCUGCUGAUUAGUAGAUCUGAUGUCAAGUUGUCGGAUGCUGAGAGACACAAACAGGAAGAACGAGAAGAAAAGGCUAUUGAAAGCAUGGAGGCUAUCUUACCAGACUAUUGGCACACUUACCACAGACGAAAGAGACUCAGAAAGAUCUGUGCUGAUGAGUUGCCAUGGAGAUGUCAGAUCAAUAUUUUGCUUGGUUUAUGUCAUUUUGCCAAAUUUUUGAAUAAGAUUGAUUUGAGAGAGAAGUUCAUGCAUGGCACUGCAACUGACAUAUUCAGAUCGUCCUACCUUGACCACGAAUGGUUUACCUUUGAGACAGCUGGUACACUGGUUGUAGGAUGGGAUGGAGGACCGACUAGGCAGAUGACUAGAGAAAAUUUCAGACCACCCACUCAUUCUGAGCCAGUCACUGAUCCGUUGCAACAACUCAAUUUCAUGGAAACGGACAAGAAGGGAUUCACCACCGCUAUUGAAAUUGCCGCAGCUGCAGCUGUUGGAAAUGCCCCUCCCCCUGUACCACCUCCACCAGCAGACAAAGAUGACGACACACCCAGAACCUAUAGGUCUGAUGAGAGUCUUGGUAAAACAGCUACAAAGACAGCUACACAUGCCGCAUCAGAGUUUGACUCGAUCUCUGUUAAAACUACCAUGGAUGAAUUGAAUAAGGCAUUCGGUUACUUCCAGAAAGCAGUGGUUCUGGCUCAUCGUGGACAUCACUGGACACUACUACAGAAUGCUUGCCGGUCUCUCUGGAACUGUGCCCAUACUGCUUUAUUACGUGCCUUCACUAGUAACACUGGUGGUGGGUCUGGCGUGCUGACUGCCGAUCAGUUGCGUCAGUUAGUCUGGCAACCAUUCUACAUAGCAUCUGAAUGUUUAAUUGAUAUGAUGGUUAUACUGCAGAGUGAAGCAGAGAAAAAAGCUAAAAAGAAGAAAAAGCAGCCAGAGGUACGCGUCAACACAUGGAUGGGAUCUGUGACGGAUGAGAAAGGUGGGGCUAGUCUCAAGUUUGAAGAACCCUUGGAUGAUAUCACUACUAUCGAUGCUCGUUGGACACGUCGUAUGAUAAUGAGAACCAUUGAGAUUCUGUUCUAUGAACAGAGAUGGGAGAAAGUGGCCGAUAUGUGCAUGAAAUUUAACAACGUUACUCAAGAAAGGUAUGCUGAGCCUGUGUGUCCACUUCUUAUCCAAGCACAGAGAAAGCUGGCCGACCGAGUCGCAGCUCACGGAGGCCCUCCGCCAUUACAGCCUCAUUUCCAGAGGGCCUCAGAGGCUGCUGGUGGUGUACGAAUUACUGCCAGUAACUACCAGGACGUGCAGCUACGAGUUGAAGCUGAUGCUAACAACUAUAAACCUAUUGAUCCCGGUGGUCAUAUUGACCCCGAGGGGCACGAUGUUUAUCUCGGACCUGCUGAUGCAUACAAAUUGGUGUGUGUACCACUUGACGUCACCGAUAGUUUAACAUCAUUACGGGAUGCAUUAGAUGUAUCACAUUAUGUAGCAAGGGCAUUGCAGCAUAGUCGAAAGUUAUUGGUAUUGUACUUGGCUGGUCAGCAAAAUGCCACCAGAAGUCCAAGCCGAAUGAGCACUCACAGUCGUGUGGAGUUCGCCGAAAGUGAAGGCAAACCACAGGGACCAACUCCAGCUGAUUUAAUGAAAUGCGAAUUCAAAGCCAUGACUGACACUCAGAGUUCGGCUUUACCGAGAUCACAGCUCAGCAUUGUCAUUGAAUCGUAUGAUAAAACUAUUGAGAUGUUACAAGCCAGGAAUUACAGAGGACUAGCAGCCCAAGCCAUGCAUGAACUUGGCAAUGUCUACUACCAUGCUGGUAGUAUCAGGGCUGCUUAUAAAUGGUGGGCAGAGGCACUUGAUCUGAUUAUGAAUACCACAGAUACACUGCACACCUGGAGAGAGUUGCUAUCAAGCGGUGAUCCACAUCAAGAUGCCAGCGCCAAGUUACUGGAACGAUGUGGCCUAUGGGGAUGCGUUCUAGCUGGGAUAUUAACGGCGAAAAUAGCACAGUACAUUCUGACAUCUGAUCUUGGUCUACGUAUGCAGAGCUGUUUCCUGUCCGCUGUGCUGUUCAAAUCCCUAUUUCGUUCUACGCUGCCCCACCCUACAGCUGAUAGGGACUUUGCCCUGUAUGAAGUAGGUGAAGGAUGCGAAGUUCAAUAUCUGCUACCAGGAAUCGAUCUCUUGUCUGAUAGAUUCCGCUGUGAUGGUAGAACAUUAGUAGCGUGUGUGCGAUGGGUCACUGAGGAGCUGUCUAGAGGAAGACAUAACCUAUUGGUUCUACCAUUGCUGACAUUGUAUCAAUACUUCACAACGUUCGUAUGUCGGGAUUUACAAAGAGUUGUAGAUGGAAGAAUUUUGAAGAAAAAAUCAUAUUACUGGGGUUUUUAA
Molecule: messenger RNA, 6873 nt
Organism: Saccoglossus kowalevskii
Lineage: Eukaryota; Metazoa; Hemichordata; Enteropneusta; Harrimaniidae
Product: cilia- and flagella-associated protein 54-like
Biological process (GO): cilium assembly
Molecular function (GO): protein binding
Source: RefSeq, a predicted model, not a curated record